Molecule: messenger RNA, 2277 nt
Organism: Leguminivora glycinivorella
Lineage: Eukaryota; Metazoa; Arthropoda; Insecta; Lepidoptera; Tortricidae
Product: proton-coupled amino acid transporter-like protein CG1139
Exons: 9
Coding region: 139-1563 (474 amino acids)
Biological process (GO): amino acid transmembrane transport
Cellular component (GO): vacuolar membrane
Molecular function (GO): amino acid transmembrane transporter activity
Source: RefSeq, a predicted model, not a curated record
GGUCGCUGCGCGCGCGCUCGCCACGCGCCGCGCUCGAGUAAACAGUCCAUCUCCGGCGGUCGGCCAGGCUGCGCAUGCAACACCGCCGACAUCUGCGCGCGCGCCAUUACACUAACAACAUUACAAAAAGAAUUAAAAAUGAAGAAAGCAGAAAAAGUAAAUAUAAGCGCCAUCAGUGGAAGUGUCGUGUCUGUUAAUCAAGAUGGAAGGAUUCCGUCCGAGGGGUAUGGCGUGUUUCAGUCGCGGGAGGCCAUCAUUCCACUGGAGAAGUCGCAACUGGAACUUGAGAAUGAGAAGUCAGAACCGCAUCAGGUCACCCACCCCACAUCUUACCUGGACACGAUGCUGCACAUCUUCCGGGGCAACAUCGGGUCGGGGCUGCUGGCCAUGGGCGAUGCCUUCAAGAACGGCGGCAUCCUGUUCGCGCCCGUCAUGACGGCCGUCCUCGGCGUCAUUUGUGUGCACGCGCAACAUCUGUUGCUCAAUUGUUCAGAAGAGAUGCAUCGCCAAACAAAAAGAGAGAAAGCGCCCAACUUUUCGGAAACAGUGUCUCUGGUGUUUGAAACCGGGCCCCCGCGGUUGCGGCCACUCGCACCCGUCAUGAAGGUGCUGGUCGACACAUUCCUGUGCGUCACGCAGCUCGGCUUCUGCUGCGUCUACAUCGUCUUUAUUGCCAAUAAUGUUAAAAUUAUCUCGGAGCAGUAUGGCAUCCACUUGGAGCUGUCGGUGCACAUGAUCUUCGUGCUGGUCCCGGUGCUGGCGUCGUGCAUGGUCCGCAACCUCAAGUACUUGACGCCGUUCUCCACGGUGGCCAACGUGCUGAUGGCGCUGGGCGUGGGCGCCGUCAUCUACGAGGCCUCGCACGGCCUGCCUGAAGUUAGCACGAGGGAAUAUAUCGCCUCGUGGCGACAGCUGCCGCUCUAUUUCGGGACCGCCGUUUAUGCCUUUGAGGGAAUUGGUUUGGUACUCCCGCUCAAGAACGAGAUGCGGCGUCCCGAGCUGUUUCAGAAGCCCUUGGGAGUGCUGAAUGUCAGCAUGGUGGUGGUGGGCGCUAUCUUUGUGACCGUGGGCUUCCUUGGCUACCUCAAGUGGGGCGAUGAUGUGCAGGGCAGCCUCACGCUCAACAUGGCUCCUGGACAUAUCCUAAGCACCGUCGUGCAAGGCCUGAUCGCUCUGGCCAUGCUGCUCACGUACCCGCUGCAGUUCUACGUGCCCGUGGCCAUCGCGUGGCCCGGCCUGCGCCGCAAGGUGGGCGCCGCCUCGCCUGUCGCCAAGGAGCUCGGCUUCCGGGCAGGACUUGUACUCCUUACCUUCAUCCUUGCCGAGAGCAUACCCCAGCUGGGCCUGUUCAUCUCGCUGGUGGGCGCCAUCAGCAGCACGGCCCUGGCGCUCGUCUUCCCGCCGCUCAUCGAGAUGGUCAUGGCCUCGCAGCAGCAGGGCGGGCUGCCCUUCCACGUGCUUGCCAAAGACGUAUUUAUCAUUAUACUCGGACUCUUCAUCUUUAUCACUGGUACUUACGAAAGCAUAUCGUCUAUUGUGAAGGCUUUCGUAGCUAAAGAAUAACUGGCCCCGUAGUCGAAUGGCAUUUCUACGACGCGAAACAAAAACGAAUCGCCGCGAAAGGUAGUCUGGCUCUGUUGCGCCAAAACGCACGAGCGAUAGAGAUAAAUAUCUACGAGCCUUUCGUUCCGUGAGCGUUUGUGCCAUUCGGCUACGCUUGCUAUGCUUGCCUGCCUGGACUCACGAGUUUUUGUGUAACUUAUUACUUACCCGUGUAAAUUGUAACUUAUUGACCAUUACCUGCACUAUAUCAGACGUAUCAGUAAUUUAAUACUUAGUAAUCAAUUAGACAAUUGUAUAUUUGACAAUCGGAAACGAGCAAUUAUUUAGUUAAGUUAAAGAACGACAAUGUGCAAAUAAUAAAACAAUUUGAUGUAAGGUACGGGGGGACAAUUCCGACUGGCGGGUAAUUUCAACUAAUCAAUAUUUUUUCCAUGUUUUACAAAUUUUCCAUUAGUAAGUAUCGUGGCCCCUGACCACACAUGGCCCGCCUGGUGGACACAUAAAUAUGGCACUCAAAUGAAUAGCGUAAGACAUGGAGAAACUGACGAUUAGUUGAAAUUACCCGCCAGUAGAAAUGCCCUCCCCUGUACCUUAACGUAAUAAUUAUAAGUUGUGAUUAUGUAUAUGUCGCAGGGAAAUGGCCAAAGCAGAGAUUUCAUCAAAUCACUAAGGGAUAUGAUUAGGGUUGUAAAAAAACGUGAAAAAAAAACCGUG